UAGCAAGUUUUAUCGUGCCUCGUCGUUGCUUCUUCACUUCAUUUGCCCCAUAUAUAGGUAAUAGGAGAGAGUGGAUAGUGUACGUAAAAUCUAGUAUGGCGUUUACUCCGGGCAUUCUUACGCACUGGCCAUGGGAGUGUCUUGGUAACUUUAAGUAUGUUAUAGUGGCACCCUUUGCAAUCCACAGCAUAUACUUAUAUGUAGUAGGAUCAGAGGACAGAGAUCUUGGAUACCUUGCUAUAAUCCCAUUUAUGUUGUGGAGGAUGCUUCACAACCAAAUUUGGAUCAGUUUUUCUCGGUAUCGAACAGCCAAAGGCAACAACCUCAUCGUUGAUAAGAGUCUCGAAUUUGAGCAAGUUGACAGGGAAAGAAAUUGGGAUGAUCAAAUACUGCUAAAUGUGAUAGCUUUCUAUCUUGCCAAUCGAGGGAUGGAGACUGCAAAAAAUGUUCCCUUCUUUAGAAUGGAUGGUUUGAUUUAUGCAUUCUUACUUCACAUGGGUCCUGUGGAGUUUCUUUACUACUGGUUACAUCGAGCUCUGCACCAUCACUUCCUCUACUCUCGCUACCACUCUCAUCACCAUCUUUCAAUUGUCACCGAACCCAUCACUUCGGUCAUCCAUCCGUUUGCGGAACACAUAUUAUACUUCACUUUGUUUGCUAUACCAACGCUAUCUACUACGUUGGCUCGAACUAGCUCCAUAGUUUCUUUAGCCCUCUAUGUCACUUACAUUGACUUAAUGAACAACAUGGGCCAUUGCAACUUCGAGAUUAUCCCUAAAUGGUUGUUUAGCAUAUUUCCUCCCCUCAAGUAUCUCAUGUACACUCCCUCGUUUCACUCUUUGCAUCACACUCAAUUUCGGACAAACUACUCACUCUUCAUGCCAUUCUAUGACUACAUCUAUGGAUCAAUGGACAAAUCUACAGAUACUCUUCAUGAAACUUCUCUCAAGAAGCCAGAAGAUAUUCCAGAUGUUGUUCAUCUUACACAUCUAACAACACCACAAUCUGUCUACCAUCUUAGGCUAGGGUUUGCCGCCCUUGCCUCGGAACCUUUAACCUCCAAAUGGUAUCUUUGGCUUAUGUGGCCUCUCACAUUAUGGUCCAUGAUCUUGACAUGGAUAUAUGGUCGGACGUUCAUCAUUGAAAGAAACACCUUCAAAAAGCUCAAGGCGCAGGCAUGGGCUAUACCACGCUAUAAUAUACAUUAUGUUUUACAAUGGCAGCGAGCUGCAAUAAACAAGUUGAUUGAAGAAGCUAUACUAGAGGCAGAUAAGAAAGGAAUCAAAGUAGUAACCCUUGGACUUUUAAAUCAGGAGGAGCAUUUGAACAGAUAUGGUGAAUUAUAUUUGGAAAGGCACCCUAAGCUUAAAGUAAAAGUGGUUGAUGGUAGUAGCUUAGCUGUUGCAGUGGUGCUUAAUAGCAUUCCUAAGGGAACUUCCCAAAUUGUUUUUAGGGGUAGGCUAUCUAAAGUUGCUUAUUCCAUUGUCUCUGCGCUGUGUCACAAGGGCAUCCAGGUUUCUACGCUACGAAGUGUUGAAUAUGAGAAGCUUAAGAACAAACUACCAACUGAAGAUUGCAACAAUUUGGCCCUUUCAGUAAAAAGUUGCAAUCAGAAGGUAUGGUUAGUAGGAGAAGAUUUAACAGAACACGAGCAAUCAAUGGCAUCAAAAGGAACUAUAUUUAUUCCCUUCUCUCAGUUUCCUCCUAAGAAAACAAGAGAAGAUUGCUUCUAUAUGAAUACCCCAUCAUUGGUGGCUCCUAAAAUUUUUGGAAACUUGCAUUCUUGUGAGAAUUGGCUGCCGAGAAGGGUGAUUAGCGCGCGGCGGGUGGCCGGAAUACUUCAUGCUUUAGAAGGAUGGAAUGUGAAUGAAUGUGGCGAUACAAUCAUUGACAUUGAUAAAGUCUGGGGAGCAUGCCUUCAACAUGGAUUCCGCCCGUCCAUGACCAGUUCAACUUAGGUUAUGAAAACAUGUUAUUAUUACUGCAAGACUAUAUUUGUGAGGGAAUAAAUUUAUAUUAUUUGUCCCGUCAAAAAAAAAAAAGUUUAUAUUAUUUGUAAGGGAAGUAUAUAUACUAGUUGUUUUUAUGGGAAUGGUAAUAGACCUAGAAAAGGCAGGUCAGGUCACAGUACUUUUAUCAACCUUAUUAGAAAUAUAAUCCUUGAGUAUUUUCAUUAA
Messenger RNA from Beta vulgaris subsp. vulgaris (sugar beet), 2177 nucleotides. Its product is annotated as very-long-chain aldehyde decarbonylase CER1. The record is from RefSeq and is a predicted model, not a curated record. Lineage: Eukaryota; Viridiplantae; Streptophyta; Magnoliopsida; Caryophyllales; Amaranthaceae. Gene Ontology annotation, molecular function: oxidoreductase activity; iron ion binding. The transcript is spliced from 10 exons. Gene Ontology annotation, biological process: lipid biosynthetic process. Bases 96 to 1958 code for a protein of 620 amino acids.